AAACAUAUCACGAGUCAUUACAAGACAGCCAACCUGUUUCUUCCUCCCCCAUUUCUCUCCUCCUAGUAGAGACAACAGCCUACCUUCUGCCUUCUGCUAAUUAUUUCCACACCUCUCACUUUCUAUGCGAAACCAAGCCCUCCAAAGUUGACCAAACAAAAAGGCCUCCAACUUAAGUGCUUUCUGUGCUGAAGUGCUUUUUCCAACCAUGGUUUUUAACAAGUCACUGAAGUUUGUUCUUGCCCCCUCUUUUCUUGUCCUGUAUUUUAAUUCCAUUAAUUUGCAUGCCCUUAACAUUGGUGUCCAAGCCACAGAUGCCUCCGUUGUUCUGAGUAAAGAUUGCAGCAGAGAAUGUGAGUCAGAGUUCUGUACAGUGCCUCCAUUUUUGAAAUAUGGGAAGUAUUGUGGGCUUUUAUACAGUGGAUGCCCAGGGGAGCAACCCUGUGAUGGCCUUGAUGCAUGUUGUAUGAAGCAUGAUAACUGCGUUCAAUCCAAAAACAAUGACUAUCUAAGCUCAGAGUGCAGCCAAACGUUCCUAAAUUGCAUGGCAGAGUUCAAAAACAAAAGAGGGAAAACGUUUAAGGGGAACAAAUGCCAUGUUGAGGAUGUUGUGGAAGUUAUAACCCUUGUCAUGGAGGCUGCUUUAGUUGCUGGAAGAUAUCUCCAUAAGCCUUAACACCGCAGCAGCUACCCUCUAGUCAUUUCUAAUUGUUUCACAACUUCGUUUUCUUCUUCUUUUUUCCUUAUUUUUACGUGUUCUUUCUUCCUGCAUUACUUAAAUCGAAAAAAAAAACAAAUUUAAUUCUGAAUUCUCACAAAAAAUGCAACAAAUUUUCAUAGAAAGAUUUGAAGAAUGUAAAUUUAUGCUUAAAUUUUGCAGAUGCCAAGGUUGAGAUGGUGUUGUUAUCCAUUUCUCCUUCUCUAAGUCUAAUAUUGCACAAUGCA
Malus domestica (apple) is the source of this 945-nucleotide messenger RNA. Its product is annotated as phospholipase A2-alpha. Gene Ontology annotation, molecular function: lipid binding; A2-type glycerophospholipase activity; calcium ion binding. NCBI's taxonomy places the organism in Eukaryota, Viridiplantae, Streptophyta, Magnoliopsida, Rosales, Rosaceae. Gene Ontology annotation, biological process: phospholipid metabolic process; lipid catabolic process; arachidonate secretion. The record is from RefSeq and is a predicted model, not a curated record.